Pteropus alecto (black flying fox) is the source of this 1425-nucleotide messenger RNA. RefSeq names its product arginase 2 (gene ARG2). Gene Ontology annotation, cellular component: mitochondrion; cytoplasm. The record is from RefSeq and is a predicted model, not a curated record. The transcript has 8 exons. The coding region runs from base 81 to 1145 and encodes 354 amino acids. Gene Ontology annotation, molecular function: arginase activity; manganese ion binding. NCBI's taxonomy places the organism in Eukaryota, Metazoa, Chordata, Mammalia, Chiroptera, Pteropodidae.
GCUGCCGGCGGCGGCGCUUACUGAAGGCGGCGAGCCUCACGUAGCAGCCUCUUGUGUGGUGACGUCCCGCGCUGCCCAUCAUGUCCCUAAGAAGCAGCCUCUCGCGUUUCCUCCGGACUCAAGUGCAUUUCGCCCUGAAAAAGUCCGUCCACUCCGUGGCUGUGAUAGGAGCCCCAUUCUCACAGGGACAGAAAAGAAAAGGAGUGGAAUAUGGUCCUGCUGCUAUAAGAGAAGCUGGCUUAAUGAAAAGGCUCUCCAAUUUGGGCUGCCGCCUAAAAGACUUUGGAGAUUUGAGUUUCACUCCAGUACCUAAAGAUGAUCUCUACAACAACCUGAUAGUGAAUCCCCGCUCAGUGGGCCGUGCCAACCAGGAAAUGGCUGAGGUAGUUAGUAGAGCCGUGUCAGGUGGCUACAGCUGUGUCACACUAGGAGGAGACCACAGCCUGGCGAUUGGUACCAUUAUUGGACACGCCCGGCAUUUCCCAGACCUUUGUGUGAUCUGGGUUGAUGCCCAUGCUGACAUCCAUACACCACUCACCACUUCAUCUGGAAAUCUCCAUGGACAGCCAGUUUCAUUUCUCCUCAGAGAACUACAGGACAAGGUACCACAGCUCCCAGGAUUUUCCUGGAUCAAACCUUGUAUUUCUUCCCCAAGUAUUGUGUAUAUUGGUCUAAGAGAUGUGGACCCUCCUGAACAUUUUAUUUUAAAGAAUUAUGAUAUCCAGUAUUUUUCCAUGAGAGACAUAGAUCGACUUGGUAUCCAGAAGGUCAUGGAACAGACAUUUGAUCUGCUGAUUGGCAAAAGACAAAGGCCAAUCCAUCUGAGUUUUGAUAUUGAUGCGUUUGACCCUUCACUGGCUCCGGCCACAGGAACGCCUGUUGUAGGGGGACUGACCUAUCGAGAAGGCAUGUAUAUUACUGAGGAAAUACACAAUACAGGAUUGCUGUCAGCACUGGAUCUUGUUGAAGUCAACCCUCUGUUGGCUGCUUCAGAGGAAGAAGCCAAGGCUACAGCUGGCCUGGCAGUGGAUGUGAUUGCUUCAAGUUUUGGUCAGACAAGGGAAGGAGGGCAUAAUGUCUAUGACCAGCUUCCUACUCCUAGUUCACCAGAUGAAUCAGAAAAUAAAGAGCGUGUGAGAAUUUAGGAAAUACUGUGUGCUGACACAUGUUCAUCACAAUGGGCAUUCCAGAGUUGUGAGAUGUUUGAGGGGACAGGUACUUCAUGGCCAUCUGUGUCGAUACUGCCUUAAUGAGAACAUUUACACAUUCUCACAAUUGUAAAGUUUCCUUUCUCUCUCCAUUUUGGUGACCACUACUACUACUGUAAAUGUAUUUGUUUUUUUGCAGUUCACAGGUUGUCACUAUGUUGGAGUACUAUGUAAAUUUAAAGAAGUCAUAAACAGCAUUUAUUACCUUGGUAUAUCA